UACAUUUACAGAAAAUAAAAGAAUAAAAAGAAAAAUUAGCACGUAAGCUAAAUUACAACAUAAAAUAUUUAGGGCCUCAAAUGUAAAGUCCAGACAUAGAGCCUCAUUUCCUAGUCAAAAAGUAAACUUUUUAUCAUGUAUUGAAAGAAAGCAGAUCUUGAAAAAAUAUGAGAAGUUGCCUUGAAGGUUCCUUACCCACUUUUACUUUUGUAUUGAAAGAAAGUGCGCCAAUGAAAAAAGAUAUUUCAGCGUUUGACCACUUUCGUAGCUGCCAAUGUAGGCCCAUGUGUGCAAUUUAGAAAUAUUGGCGAUGUGCCCUCUCACCUUUAGUAAGUUGUAAAGUUGUAACUAUAUAGGAGCUCUUAAAUUCGAGAUGAGAGAAAGAACUGAUAGUAGUUUUUUAAAGAGUAUUUCAAACCUAUAAUUUAUGGUAACUAUUUUUUAUAUUAUUUUUUAAAUAGAAAUGAACUAAUUAAAAAUAAUUAUAACAUUUAUGAUUCUGUAAAUUAAAGACAAGAAUUGGAGUUAAAAUUUUAUAAAUAAUUUUUAAAAUAAUUUUUAUAUAUUUUUAGUUAAAAUUUAAGUACAUGCUCUGAAUUAAAAGACCACGUCAGUAAAUUAAAGAAAAUUCAGCAUUUGAUGACUUGAAGUUGAAACCGAAGUUCCCCACACCUAAAAGAGUCAAAAAAAUAAAAAAAGAGAGUUCUCACACCUUUGACUUAGUCACAUCCACAUUGAAGGGUCUGGAAGUUGCUUCGUCAAGCCUCAUAAAUCUAACCAGAGCGCCGCUGCCAUAUCCAAUUCUUUGAGCUUCUCUUCAGUUUUAUCUGCCUCUUAUGACCACUCAACCAGACUCUUCUUCUCCUUCUUCUCCUCCUCCUCCUCCAUAUGACGUAUUUCUGAGUUUUAGCGGCGCGGAUACACGCACCACUUUUACAGAUCAUUUGCGCAAUGCUCUGGUUGGUAAAGGGAUCCACACCUUCAUUGAUGAUGAUGAGCUUCCAAGAGGAGAACAAAUAAAGCCAGCCCUUGUCAAAGCAAUUGAAGACUCAAGAAUUUCUGUCAUUGUAUUCUCUGAAAACUAUGCAUCUUCGAGGUGGUGUUUUGAUGAACUUGUUGAGAUCCUUCGAUGUAAACAAUCCAAGCAACAAAUAAUUUGGCCCAUUUUUUACAAGGUGGAUCCAUCUCAUGUGCGAAACCAAACAAGUAAAUUUGGUGACGCAUUUGAUGGCCUUAUUGAAAGCAAAUUCAAGGAUGACAAGGAGAAAGUGCUUAUUCAAAGCAAAUGGAGGAAAGCUCUUACGGAAGCAGCAAAUUUGUCUGGAUGGCAUUUCAAAAAGGGAGAGUAUGUUUCUAUCUUUAUCAUUUUCAAGUUUAAUUUUUUUUCUCUCUUCUGUCUCUAUAUUCUUUUGUAUGAAGCUACAUUUAUCAACAACAUCGUUGAUGGAAUCUUCAGCAAAGUACUGAGCCGCACAUCUUGGCAUGUGGCCACAUACCCAGUUGGAAUUCAAUCUCGUGUACAAGAUGUGGAAAGGCUUUUAGAUGUUGGUGGGAAUGGUCGUCGCAUGGUUGGGAUAUGGGGUCCAUCUGGAAUAGGCAAGACAACAAUUGCAAAAGCUAUAUGGAAUGCAAUUGCACAUAAGUUUGAAGGAAGUUGUUUCUUGGAAAAUGUUAGAGAAAAGUCAAUGCCACAUGGAGGCUUAAUCCAGCUACAGAAGACCCUUCUUCAUAAGUAUCUAGGCAAAAAGUUGAAAAUUCAUAGUGUUGCUGAAGGAAUUGGUGUUAUAGAAGAGCGGUUGGGGCAUAAAAAAAUUCUAUUAAUUCUGGACGAUGUGGACCAAUUGGAGCAGUUAAAAAAAUUGGCUGGAGAUGAUUGGUUUGGUGAGGGUAGUAGAGUCAUCAUAACUACACAAGAUAGCGGAUUGCUAAAACGUCAUGGAAUUGAUUUGAUAUACGAGGUCCAAAAGUUAUAUGGCAACCCAGCUCUUGAGCUUUUCAGUUUGAAUGCCUUCGGAACCAACAACCCUCCAGAGGAUUAUUUGGGACUCGCACAAAGUGCACUAGAGUAUGCUCAAGGCAUUCCACUAGCUCUAACACUUUUAGGUUCUCAUCUUCGUAAUGAAGACAAAGAUCGUUGGCGAGAUAUAUUGGAUAGUUAUGAAGGACAACCUUACACGGGUAUUCGAAAAAUUCUUCAAAAAAGUUAUGAUGCAUUAGAUAAUUCAGUGCAACAAGUUUUUCUAGACAUUGCAUGUUUCUUCAAGGGUGAAAAGAAGGACUUUGUGCUACAAAUAGUAAGCAAUUCUAAGAACAAGGUCUCCCGAGAUUGUAUUGAAGUACUCAUUGAGAAGGCAAUGAUAACUAUUCACUAUGGUAUGAUUCGGAUGCAUGACUUACUAGAAAAACUGGGCAAGGAUAUAGUUCAUGAAGAAUGCCCCAAUGAUCCUGGUAAGCGUAGUAGAUUGUGGUCACCUGAGGAUGUCUACCAUGUUCUAACGGUGGAAAAUAAUGGAACAAGAAAAAUUAAGGGCAUCAUGCUGAAGUUUUCCAAAGCAGAUGAGAUACGCUUGCAUUCAAAAUGCUUUGCUGGGAUGAUAAAUCUUGAAAUUUUCAUAAAUCGUAAUGUAUUUCUGUCUGGUGACGUUGAAUAUCUGCCCAACGAGUUGAGGUUGAUUGAUUGGGGGGGUUAUAGAUGUCAGUUGCAAUUUUUGCCAUCCGAGUUUCAUCAAGUACAUCUUGUUGACUUCAAUAUGCCUGGCGGUAGAAUCAAACGAUUGGGGAAAUUGAAGAAUAUGCCAAAGCUGACAUCUAUGAAUUUAAGGGGUUGUCAAUUCUUAGAAAAAAUUCCAGACUUAUCUGGAAGCCCAAACAUAAAGUACUUGAAUCUAAGUCAUUGUACAAGUUUGGUUGAGGUUGAUGAUUCUGUUGGGCGCCUUGAUAAACUUGUUCGAUUGAAUCUUAAAGGAUGCGUUAUGCUUAUGAGGUUUGCAACAAGACUUAGAUUGAAAUCUCUUGAAAAUCUUGAUCUUAGGGAUUGCAAAAGGCUUGAGAGUUUCCCAGAAAUAGAGGUGAAGAUGGAAUCACUAUCGAGUUUGGACAUAUUAGGAAGUGGCGUAAGAGAAUUGCCUUCAUCAAUUGCAUAUCUUACUGGGCUUCGAGAAUUGGAUCUUCGUGGAUGCUUCAAUCUUACAAGGAUUGCAACACUUAGAUUGAAAUCUCUUGAAGAACUUGAUCUUAGAAAUUGUGAAAGGCUUGAGAGUUUCCCAAAAAUAGAAGUCGAGAUGGAAUCACUAUGGAGAUUGUAUAUGAAUGGAAGUGGCAUAAGAGAAUUGCCUCCAUCAAUUGCAUAUCUUACUGGGCUUCAACAAUUGGAUCUUAGUGGAUGCUUCAAUCUUACGAGGUUUGCAACAAGACUUAGAUUGAACUCCCUGGAAAGUCUUUCCCUUCGUGAUUGCAAAAGGCUUGAGAGUUUCCUAGAACUAGAGAAUAUGCCAAAGCUGACAACUAUGAAUUUGAGGGGUUGUCAAUUCCUAAAAAAAAUCCCAGACUUAUCCGGAAUCCCAAACAUAAAGUACUUGUAUCUAUGUGAUUGUACAAGUUUGGUUGAGAUUGAUGAUUCUGUUGGACUCCUUGAUAAACUCAUUGCAUUGUAUCUUAAUGGAUGCGUUAACCUUACGAGCUUUGCAACAAGACUUAGAUUGAACUCCCUGGAAAGUCUUUCCCUUUGUGAUUGCAAAAGGCUUGAGAGUUUCCCAGAAAUAGAGGUGAAGAUGGAAUCACUAUUGAGUUUGGACAUAUCAGGAAGUGGCGUAAGAGAAUUGCCUUCAUCAAUUGCAUAUCUUACUGGGCUUUCUCACUUUAGAGCUGAUUAUUGUGAGAACCUUAAAAUUACCUCAUUACAAGGUUUAUAUGGAUUGCAACGUCUCACUCUGCUCAGUUUCUAUGGGUGCCCAAAAAUCUUUACAUUUGGGGAUACGGUGAACUCUCAAGUUUCAUCCAGCAACUCCAAAUUACAGCUGCUUCCCAACCUAUCUGGACUUGGUCUCAAAGGAUGCAAUCCCUCACAAAGUGAUUUCCUCCUGCUUCUUGAUUGCUGGUACACGUUAACAGAACUUGAUCUAUCGGGAAACAAUUUUGUCAAUCUUCCGAUAUGUUUUAGCAAAUUUGUCAACUUGGAGAGUCUUGACUUGAGUGAUUGCAAGAGUCUUCUGGAAAUUCCAGAACAAGUGCUUCCACAAAGAGUAGAAUUCGUAUCGCUGGAUAACUGCACAUCAUUGGAAAAAAUUCCAAAACUGGCUUGGGUAUUGCUGGAGAAAAUUCCAGAAUUCUCACCGGAGGCUGACAUGUAUCUGAGUUUGACCAAUUGCGUUAGACUACGCGGCUACGACAUCACAGAAAAUAUUUUUCUGAAUCAAGCUUCUGUUUCUCCUUAUUAUUUCGACAUUAAUCUUCCAGGCGAUGAUAUUCCAAAGUGGUUCAGCUGUCGUAAAGAUGCAACCCUAGUUGAAGAUUAUCUUAAUUCACUUGGAGAAGAGAGUUACACUGCUAGAUGUGAGGUUAGUUUUGAAUUUCCUCCAAAUUUAAAAUGGGAGACGUUAAGAUUGGUUCUAUGUGUUGUUAGUAAGGCUCGUGUCGAUAUUCUUGUCAAUGAAAAACUCGUCAGUACUGAAUAUCUUGACGAGGCAGAGAAAAGUCAUGUGCAGCUCAUGUGUAUUCCAUCAUUGGAACAUGGCGCGUUAGAAGAACCACUGACGUGGUUGGAGCAGGGUAAUACGUGUCAAGUUAUAUUUUGCUUGUUUGGCAGAGGGCCCACACCCAUUAAAAUACCCUGCGGGGUCCACCUAUUAGGCCACCAGGUUGCUAAUGUCACAGUUGAUCGUGGGCAAGGGCAGUGGCUGUUGCGUGAUACGAUGGCAGUGGACGAUGAUAUUCAUAAAGCAUCAGAGACUAGUCUUGGCAAGAGGCCUCGGUUAUCAGAUUUCAUGGCACUUGAUGAUGAUCAUCGUGCUAACGUCGUCGACGUUGGUGAUCAUGAAGCUCAAAGAGGAGAGGUUGAUCACCCAAAGAGGAGGCACAUUGAUCUUAACGAGGAGCCAAAGCAAUGAAGUUCCAAAGUGGAUUAUGUAAGCCCCAGGUUCAACUGUCGAAACAAACCAAAUUUUCAGGCAAUGGUCUAGUAAUCAAGAGGUGUGUUGAGGCGCCAGCAGUUUCUGAGAUUCCAUUUUAAGUUGC
Messenger RNA from Prunus persica (peach), 5232 nucleotides. Its product is annotated as TMV resistance protein N. Gene Ontology annotation, molecular function: ATP hydrolysis activity; protein binding; ADP binding. NCBI's taxonomy places the organism in Eukaryota, Viridiplantae, Streptophyta, Magnoliopsida, Rosales, Rosaceae. The coding region runs from base 837 to 5105 and encodes 1422 amino acids. The transcript has 11 exons. Gene Ontology annotation, biological process: defense response; signal transduction. The record is from RefSeq and is a predicted model, not a curated record.